AAUGCCUACAGUGUUCAAAGCAAUUGUCAAAACCAUCUGAAAUUAGAGGUUCACACGUGGUACCGAUACAUUUUGCUUUGACGAAGAGAGAGAGAGAGAGAACACCCUUAAUCAUGGCUGCCGUUGAAAGCUCUAACAGUUACACCUGGUUGGCGGUAAUCUUAAGCGUUCUGACGUUCAUCUACUGGCAAGGUCUCAGUCGUUAUAAUUCGAUUCUUGGUGGCUCUCCUUUGCGGGGCCCAAAAGUAUGGCCAUGGAUAGGCAACCUCCUCGAUAUCUUUAAAUAUGGAGGUAUACAUAAGAUGUUCUUAAACUAUUUCCGCAAGUACGGACGAGUACAUACGAUGUGUUUUGGUCGCACACCAGUUAUUGUUGUAAGCGAUCCUGAAAUUGUCAAGCAAAUUUUGGUCAAGGACUUUUAUAAGUUCCCAAAUCGACCUACCUUCAUUAAACCGAAUCCUCCACUGGAUUCAGGACUGUUUCAAGCGGAGAACGGCAAAUGGAAGCGCAUUCGCACUACAGUGGCUCCAACGUUUACAGCGAGCAAACUGAAAGAGAUUGUGCCGAUUAUAGACGAUGCCUCGCAAAAGCUUAUGGCCAAAAUGGAAAAGUUUGCCGAAACCGGUGAAUCAGUGGAUGUCAACCGUCUGUUUAGUCUCUUUGCCUUAGAGGUGAUCAUGAAAGCAGCCUUUGGAUUUGACAGCGACGUUCAAAUGAAUCCAGAUCCAGAAUUUGUCGAAAAAGCCAACAACGUCUUUAAAACACCAUUGGUUAUAAGAGUGUUCUCUUUGUUUCCCUUCUGGACCUACUUCAGCCGUUACUUCAGCAUCCUCCAAAAUGUUGAAUAUUUUAUUUCCAUAGCAAAAGAAAUGCUUCAAAAGAGGGCCAAGAAAGGUCCUACUGCAAAGAAAGACUUAGUGGAGCUUAUGAUGGAAGCACAGGAGAACAUCGUCGAUGGAGUCAGCAAGUUGAACGACGAUGAAAUCAUGGCCCAGUCUAUCACUUUCUUGGUGGCCGGCUUCGAGACAACCGGUAGCACUUUAACAAGCACAGCUUACCUCCUUGCUACCAAUCCAGCGGUUCAGGAUAAGCUCAUUGAGGAGAUCGACAAAGCAGAAGUAGAGAUGGCCCGUAACAACUCUUCUCUUUAUGACCAUGUCCAAAAACUCGGGUACCUGGAUCAAGUCAUCUCCGAGGUCCUACGCCUCUGUUCUCCAGCCUUUAAUCUUGUUCGUGGCUGUGAAGAAGAAGUGGUCUACAAAGGCAUCCGGUUUCCAAAGGGAGUUGAAGUCAACAUCCCGUCAUACGUGCUGCACCGGGACCCAGAGGUGUGGAAGAAUCCACUGCAGUUUAACCCUGAGAAUUUCUCCCCUGAAGCAAAAGAAAAACGGAACCCGUAUUCCUUCAUUCCAUUCGGAACUGGCCCGCGUCAUUGCCUCGGGAUGCGUUUUGCCCUAUUGGAGAUUAAAGUCGCCCUGUUGAAGAUCUUGCAACGAUUCAAAUUUGAGUGCGCUCCAGAAACCGUGGCUACGCUGGAGCACCGGGCGGUAAUUCUAAUGGCGCCAAAAGAUAUGAUAUACCUUAAGAUAAAAGCACGUUAGAACAGCCACGAAGCUUCUUAUUUGGUAGUAUUGCAUGUUAAAGUUGUCAACAUCAUCUUUAUGUGUAACCUCUUCUUAUAUUAUGUUUCGUACUUAUCUGACUGUAUGAAUUUAGGCACGUAACAAAUAAUUGCGAGGUCCAAUACACUAGUUCAGUAUCCUCCGCUCAGUACAUUUUAUGGUAAACGCAAUCAGUUAACGAAGAUCAGAAAUCUAUCCUGUUAUGUACGUAGAUUUUUUGAUCAGUAGCUUCAGUUAUAGCCAAGCUCACGCGGCGUAUCGAGAAAUAUUUUAUUGUGAUUAAUUAAGAUUUAAGUUGUCUGAAACAAAUAUCUCUUAACCCGUGUUUUUUUUUUUUAAAUAGAUAACAAAUCUGUAGAAGCAUUUUGUAAGUUUCAGCACUGGCUAGAUUUGCUUCUUUUAUUUUCGUUCAUUGUAAAAAUUCAUCACAGCAUGAUUCUAUUCCGCCCCCAAAUUUCGGCGCUAGUUUGAUUUAAGUUAUUCAAAAAACACACUUCCCAUUUUAUUUUAUUGUUUUGCUUCGCUUACAGAUGAAAUUUCUGAAGUUUUUUCUCGGUUAAAUAAUUUGCUCUGAUGAUAUUGUAUUCUUCGGACGGUUUAGCAUUUUUAUAUUUAUUUCGUUGCACCAUUGUUUAGUUGAAAAUAGAAACGGUUUUUUGUACCUAUCAGUUCGAGCACGAGGUAAGGAGAAGUUGUUAGAAGGACCAAGAAUAUAACAAGACCUUUUGGAGACGAAAUCAGGACAAAGGUCGCUACAAUAAGGCGGAUAUCGGCGAGGACCGGCAAGAAUCGGCGGGAAUAGGUUAACAACUGACAUACGCGUGUGCUCUUCGGUAAUCAGCAAUGUUGAAACCAAUUUAUAAUUAAUACUAC
Molecule: messenger RNA, 2495 nt
Organism: Pocillopora verrucosa
Lineage: Eukaryota; Metazoa; Cnidaria; Anthozoa; Scleractinia; Pocilloporidae
Product: cytochrome P450 3A24
Molecular function (GO): oxidoreductase activity, acting on paired donors, with incorporation or reduction of molecular oxygen; steroid hydroxylase activity; iron ion binding
Source: RefSeq, a predicted model, not a curated record